Molecule: messenger RNA, 1669 nt
Organism: Theobroma umbraticum
Lineage: Eukaryota; Viridiplantae; Streptophyta; Magnoliopsida; Malvales; Malvaceae
Product: RING/U-box superfamily protein
Source: RefSeq, a predicted model, not a curated record
UAUGGGGUAAUUUCCCUGAACUCGUCGAGGAAGAACAGAGAGAGAAAGAGAGAGAGAGAGAGAGAGAAAUCCGAAAUCCUAUUUCUCUUCUUUUCUCUUUGGAUCUCUUCUCUGCUCCCGACGGUCCCAACUCUUUUCCUUUCUCCUCAAAUUCAGCUAACUUUCAAGGUAAAUCGUCUUCCAUUUGUUCUGCGAUUUUCGCUUCUGUUCUUUUCCCUCCACCUGCUUCCCACUGUCUUCGAGAUUCCAAUCUCUGUCCUUGGUUUUUUCUCCUAUUUACCUUGCCCACAUCCAGACAUUCAAUUUUGCAUUUUAUGAGCAUAAUUAUGCUUAAGGAUCAAGAUUUGAGAGAUAUUUGAAUGAUUGACUCCCUUCCUUGGAAAUCAUCAUUUUUAUUUUGUUUUUAAGGUUUGGUACAGCUAUUGCUGAUUGGAAAAUGACCACGAUUUUCCCGUCUAAGUAGUGAAGAGUUGUUUGCAGUUGUUAUUGAUUUAUUUGUGUUUUAUUGUUCUGUCACGAUGUGGGGUUUUGCUUCUAAUGCCAUUGCAAGCAUUGGGUUAAAGAGUACAAAAGAAGCCGACAGAGCUUGUUCUGAGUGUUCGGACGAUGAGGUGUGCUCAAAUGGUAGUAGAGAGGAAGGGUUGGAAUGUCCGAUUUGUUGGGAAUCUUUCAACAUUGUUGAGAAUGUGCCUUACGUCUUAUGGUGUGGUCACACCCUUUGCCAAAAUUGUAUCUUGGGGCUUCAGCCUGCUGUUUUGAAACUCCCCACUCAGCAAAUCAAGAUCCCUUUGUUCAUUUCUUGCCCGUGGUGCCACUUGAUAUCGCUCCGGCUGGUUUAUGAGGGGAAUCUCAAGUUCCCUCGCAAGAAUUUCUUCCUUCUAUGGAUGAUUGAGAGCUUAAAUGGGGAUAGGUAUGGCCUUGUGAGGAGAACUUCAUCUGGAUACAAUCAACCGGUUGGCUCUCCGAGAUGUAAUCUAAUGCUUGGAAAUCAAGCGACCAGUGGUGUCGUUAGGAGAGGGUCGUAUACUCAUCGUCCUGAGCAACUCAGUUCUCAAGAUAAUGAUGGCAGAAAUAAUGUGGAGAGGCAUCAUUUCUCGCUUCAUAAAUCGUUGGAUUUCUUCAUUCACUUUACAUCCAAGUUCCCAUUGGUCAUCAUAUUCCUUCUAAUUGUCUUCUUUGUAAUACCGGCGAGUGCUGUUAUCUUAUUACUCUACUUGCUGGUGACAGUUGCUUUUGCCGUCCCAUCUUUCUUGGUACUGUACUUUGCAUUCCCUAUGUUGGAUAGGCUGGUAAGGGAAAUAACCUCAUGAGAUGCUGCAUUCUCGCUUCAAAGGUCUGAGGGAUUUAUGGCUUCUGAUGACUUCAAUCUCCAGAUGAAUUCAUCUAAUGGUGUAAUCUCUAAGCCGGCUUCAUCCUUCUUCCAAUGCUCUCCCCAAUGUUUUUAUUUGAAAUUUAGUAACUCUGUCGCUGGUAACAGGAUUUUUUUAUCAUCCCGAAGCUUUCAGAUUAAUGUAUUGUUUCAAUGAUGGAGUAUGACUACAAAAAGUCUUCAAGGCUGUUUUUGCAAUUGUGAUCGUGUCCUUGAAUUAGAUGCCAUUGAAGUGGCUGCUCACCUGUUGUACAAGCUUGAGUUCGCAAAAGAAUAUAAUGCAGUUAAUUGUGUUGUUUA